This is a messenger RNA of Magallana angulata, 2538 nucleotides long. RefSeq lists its product as uncharacterized. NCBI's taxonomy places the organism in Eukaryota, Metazoa, Mollusca, Bivalvia, Ostreida, Ostreidae. The record is from RefSeq and is a predicted model, not a curated record. The coding region runs from base 187 to 2385 and encodes 732 amino acids. The transcript has 23 exons. Gene Ontology annotation, molecular function: protein binding.
AGUUUUAAACCUCCUGUACGAACCGAAACAUGGCGUCUUCAGCUAAAACACUGUAACGCUACUGACACCGCAUUAUGUACACGUUUGUGCAAAUUAAGUCACCGAGGGGAGAUUAAGUACGGAUUAAUUAAUUAGAGGAGGAGGGAUUGUUUUUUGCAAGUGCAGCUAUCCAGAAAUUGUGAUGAAAUGGAUGUAGAAAAUAUUUCAAACAAGCUCCACUAUCACAUAGAGGAGGGAGAAUUGAGAGAGAUACAGUUUCUCCUGGACCCAGUCCUAGAGAAGGCAGUCAUCUUACAGAUCGAAGAGAAGUUUUUACAAAGACAGCCAUCCACAGACCCCGUUAACCUAGCAAUAACACACAAACAGGAACAGGUCGCCAUCUACCUGGUGGAGAAAGAGUUCUCUGUAGACAGGGUGUUUCAUUGGGACAACCAGAACUGUGACCAGUGGUGCUACUACGACCACGGUGUGGACAUCUGCGCCUCAGAAUACACCGCGGCCGACCACGCGGAGAAACAGAACCUGUACAAGCUCAACCAACUCAUCAACGAAAUCCGCCAGGGAAAGAGGAAGCCCGGCCAUGGUCUAACGGUGCUCAACAUCCCCAACUAUGUAACCAAGUCCGCCGUACAACGGCAGGAGGUCAAGGCUGAACGGCAUUUAUACAAUAUGGAGGCACCCAGAAGAAAGGACGUUGAGGAUGCGCAUGAAAUACUCGAUAAAUACGGGAAAAACUUUGUAACGAAGGAAGGAAACACCCUUCUUCAUUUGUAUCUAGAAAAACCCAAGGUGUAUAUCUAUAUCUUUGCCAAUGCAGGUGUACCCGUAAACAUACAGAACACGGAUGGGGACACGGCGCUUCACAUCGCCGUCCGUUGCGGACUGCUGGAUUCUGUGGAGGCUUUACUACAAUGUAGUGCAGAUCUCGGAAUCAGGAACAAAAUGGGAAUGAAGGCGAUGGACGAUGCCGAUCCAAAGAGAGAGGACAUCACGACUUUGUUAAACACAUUCAAGCCUGGCAUUGUUACCGCCAUUUGUAAAGGCAAUAUUAGGACUAUAGAGAUAUACAAGCGCUUUUGGGGUAGCACAGAGGCGGUGACUAACAAGGAAGGUAGAACUCUUCUAGAAUUUGCAGAGGCAAAGGCCAUGACAGAGAAAGGCACAGUUGCCAGCUGUUUCCGUAUUCUUCAGGAAUUCAGGAAAACCAGUGAACUUAUCCACGCCGUUUUAUGCGAGGACGUGGAAACAGUUAGAAGUAUUAUUCAAAAUGAAAAAGGAUGGGCUGUAAACCUUAGGUUUAAGGAUCGAAUCGGAAAGACUCUGCUGUCACAAGCUGUAGACGCCAACAACUUGGAGCUAGUAACGCUGUUAGUGGAUUCUCCCGCCUGUGCAAGAAUCAAAGGCAUCAGAGUCCGAGAGCAUGAAGGGACAAAUGUUACAGUGCCAUUAUUCCACAAGUCUCUCCAUCCCGAUAUCAACAUCGACAUCGCCAAAUACCUCCACUCCGUCAUGCGGGACCCCUCUGAACACUCCGAAAAAGACAAGAACGGCAACACAGCAGUAUUAAGGGCGAUAGAAAAUGGCUGUUCCGUCAAGUUUGUUCAGUGGCUGAUCCAGUGUACUAAGGGACUGUGUCUUGUGGACAGAAAUAAGGAUGCUCUAACUCCAAAGGAACUCGCGCAAUCGCUCAACAGGGACGACAUCGUUCAAAUGAUUGAUAAGUACAUAAUCGAAAAAAUGGUACCAGCCCAGUUGCCAAAAUUUUCUGGGUGCUUCCUCAAGGAAAAAGACAUCUCUACUAUCAAAGAUGAGCAAACUGGGAAGACGUUGGCAGAGAAAGCGUUGGAGGACGAUCGUUUUGAUGCGCAAAAAUGGCUCAACUUCCAUGAUGUACAGAAUCACGCAAUUCGUCUGUUUGAGGCGGCGGCUCUCGGGAAUGCAGACAUUGUAGAGAAGACGUACGAUUCAAACUACAGGGACAAGAAUGGGUACACCGCCAUGAUCCGUGCCGUGGCCUUUCAGCAGUACGAGGUGGUCCGAUAUCUCUGUAUAACCCGCCCCGUACUGAAGUCCAUCCCAGACAACUGCAAUCGGUAUCCUCUACAUUAUGCUUAUGCGCUACCAGAGCUGUUCGGGAGGAAAUUCAUCGAGUUAUUAUUGGAACAAAAUCCACAGGCUCUUGAACAAAAAGUAGACAAGGACGGACGAUCUCCAGCGGAUUACGCUAAAAUAAGAGAUUCUUUGGAAAUUCAAAAAAUGCUGUAUGAUGCCAGAACAUUGGAUCUGUACGGAAAGAGGGGCCCGCCCUUAGGACCAUGGCCUGACGGUGCGAGUCGCAGACCCCCAGACGAAAAUCAACCAAUGGAUUUCCUUGACGUCAUGUGAUCUCUUCCACGUGACCAUUAUUUUUAGUAACAUUUCAAAUGCUGUGAUAAAAAAGCUCAACGUUUUCCAAAAAAACCCUCUGUAUCAUAUGAUGUAUAUUUUUCAACUCGAUAUGUUGUUUAAUUGUAACAAUUAAUAAAAUAUUUUUAUAUC